AUGGGUGGACUCUUUUCGCAUCAAGAGGACGAAAGCUUGCGUGUAUUCAAAGUUCACGAAACUGGCAAGCGUAUUGACUCUUACGAAGAAAUCAAAUCAGUCUACACAGAACUUCUUGAACAUAAAGAUAUUGUUACUGAAAUCACUUUAUCGCAGAAUUCCUAUGGUGUAGAAGCAUGUAAUGCUAUAAGUGAAGCAAUUCAGCAGUGUGUUAAUCUGCAAGUCGCAAAUCUUAGUGAUUUAUUUGUGGGAAGACAAAGGGAAGAGGUAACAGUAUCAAUGAGAGCUUUGGGGACAGCUUUACUUAAUUGUAAAAGUCUGGAAGUCUUAGAUGUGAGCGAUAAUGCGUUUGGGCCAGAUGGGGUUAGAGCUUUUAGCGAGCUUCUUGAAAAAGCGGCUUCUUUGAAAGAGCUGCAUGUAAAUAAUGAUGGGCUUGGACCUGAAAGUGCAGCGAUAAUUGCUGAGUCGCUUAGAAGAUGUGAAAACUUGAAACUUGAAGUAUUUAGUGCAGGGAGAGAUAGAUUGGAGAAUCCUGGAAUUUCUGUUCUCGCUGAAGCAUUUUCUGCUAUGGGAAGCUUAGCUCUUUUACUAUUAAAAAAUAUAAUUAUCCAUUAUAAUUUUUAUUUUAAUUUUUUAAACAUUAUUACUAAUUUAUAGUAAGAAAAAUCAGUGUUCCGCAAAACGGAAUUAAAGCUGCAGGCAUGGUCGCCUUAUUUGGCGCCCUAUCCAACAACCCUAACAUGCAAGUAAUAGAAAUCAAUGACAACAACCUCAAAGACGAAGCUGCAUACACAGCCCUUGCUCAAUGUUUGGAAUCCUUAAACUACAUCUCAGUCUUAAAUAUAGGAGACUGUUUACUUGGCGACGCAGGAGCUAGAAAAAUUAUCACAGCUCUAAAAAGCAGCAACCCUCACUUAAGGCAGCUUUACUUAAACUACGACGAGCUUGAAAACCCAGCCAUCAUCGACGAACUUGUAGAAUUGCUACAAAUGAGACCUGAGCUCGAAUUGGUCGAAAUCAAAGGAAACGAGUUCCCAAGCAAGGCCAAAAAAAGACUAGCAGAUUUUGAUUUUGAAAGAGAAGUCUCAAUUGCCCUUAAAAGUGAAGGAGAAGAAGAAGAGGAAGAAGAAGAAGAAGAAAAGGAGGAAGAAGAGCUUGCUAAAGGAGUAGAAAAUAUUGAGCUGAAAGAAGAUUAA
Messenger RNA from Blepharisma stoltei, 1196 nucleotides. The record is from the annotation of a GenBank genome assembly. NCBI's taxonomy places the organism in Eukaryota, Ciliophora, Heterotrichea, Heterotrichida, Blepharismidae.